Messenger RNA from Pollicipes pollicipes, 2737 nucleotides. RefSeq names its product peptidylglycine alpha-hydroxylating monooxygenase. The coding region runs from base 21 to 1124 and encodes 367 amino acids. The transcript has 9 exons. Gene Ontology annotation, cellular component: extracellular region; membrane. The record is from RefSeq and is a predicted model, not a curated record. Lineage: Eukaryota; Metazoa; Arthropoda; Thecostraca; Pollicipedomorpha; Pollicipedidae. Gene Ontology annotation, biological process: peptide metabolic process. Gene Ontology annotation, molecular function: copper ion binding; oxidoreductase activity, acting on paired donors, with incorporation or reduction of molecular oxygen, reduced ascorbate as one donor, and incorporation of one atom of oxygen.
GGCAGCAGACUGCGCUUGCCAUGACGCCGUGUGGGCAGGUGACGAUGCUGCUGUUUCUGCUGCUGGCCUGGGUGGCGCCGCUGCGGGCAGACCUCUCCACCCACAGGGUCGGCCUGCUGAUGCCACGCGUUGUACCGCCCCAACCGGAGACGUACUUCUGCACCUCGCUGAAGCUGGAGGAGGAUAAGGAUCUGUAUGUCGUGAGCUUCGAGCCAAACGCGACAAUGGAGACGGCUCACCACAUGCUGUUGUACGGCUGCGAGCUGCCCGGCCUGACGGAGGCCGUCUGGAACUGCGGAGACAUGGCCAACCGUGACCCGGCCAAGAGGACCGGCCCUGUCUGCCGCGGCCGAUCACAGGUGAUCUACGCGUGGGCGAAGAACGCACCCAAGCUCGUGCUGCCGAAAGGUGUUGCAUUCCACCUUGGGAAGAAUACAGAUGUGAAAUAUCUCACCUUGCAAGUUCAUUACGCGGACGUGUCAUUAUUCAAAGAUGGAAAAACAAAAGACGACUCUGGCGUGUUCCUCACAUACACCGAAACUCCGCAGCCCAAGUCGGCAGGCGUCCUUCUGAUGGGCACUGGCGGCUACAUCUUCCCGUACUCGCAGGCGCACAUGGAGACCGCCUGCGACAUCGCCGAGGACAAGCUCAUCCACCCAUUCGCCUUCCGCACGCACACGCACGCGCUAGGCGAGGUGGUGUCCGGCUGGCGUGUCCGCUACGCCGGCGGCCAGUACCAGUGGACGUUGAUUGGCAAGAUGAACCCGCAGCUGCCGCAGAUGUUCUACCCGGUGCUGGACAACGUCACGCUGAGCCGCGGUGAUGUCGUGGCCGCCAGGUGUACCAUGAGCAGCCACCGCGCCCGCGUCACCAAAGUCGGGGCGACGGCGCGAGACGAGAUGUGCAACUUCUACAUGAUGUACUGGACGGAGGGCACGCCACUGGCGCGCAGCAGCUGCUUCAGCUGGGGGCCGCCCUUCUCCUACUGGCACCGGCUGCCAAUGGGGCUGCUACGGCUCUUCUCCUACCCGUGGCUCUCGCAGAUCCCCGACGAGAACCGUGCCUCGACCAUCGACGGCGAGGAGCUCCGCUCCUACCUGUUCGGCCGCAUGCGCAACGACUAGCCGCUUGGCUGCCGGGUGUUCGAUAUGGGCGAAUUGUGCUUCUGCGGCCGAGUGACGCACGACGGAGGCUUGGCCUUGGGCCAGAACCUGAGUGGAGAUCGUGACAUUUUAACUGACAGGGAUGAGAGUCCGGUGUCUCAGUUUUGAUACUUUGCUGCCCUUGCGAUUUCUGGGUUAAUUGGCAACGAACACGUGCUUGGUAUCACAAAGCUGAGUGAACAGCCAGAGCUCUUGAACUGGUCGCAAGCAUUUCUUGACAUGUUACGAAUUGGAGUGAGCUUGCCCAUGCCGUGAAGUAUGCCAGUCAUAUUCGCAGCUUUUCACAGUGCUUCAUUGUACACAAGUGGAGGGCCAUUUAAGCUUAAGCUAAAUGUGACUUAAGUUUCAGGAAUAGGCUGUACAUUGGUUCUCCUUGUGGGCCGCCGUAAUCACAUGUCAGGCGGAUAGCAUCACGUGUGUUAAGCACGUGAGCCAAGCACAGUCGAAAACAACGCCGCGUUUCCUUUUAACGUGUGGAAAUGGCAGCGAUGCACCGCAUAGAUCUGCUUGUGAGGCAUGAAUAACAUGAUACAAAUGUAGUGUAAGCCAGUCCCUGCCAUUCUCGCCGAGGUGUGACGACAUCAAGGCGCUGGAAGUCUGUAACUAAGUGCAAAGGUCUUAUGCUAAGUCAUCGACCUCCCUUAUAUGAGGAGGUACUGGUUAAGCGACGUCAUAGAGCUUUCUUGGUCUAAAGUUUUGAAAACGCUUUUGAACUGUUUUCUUAAGAGGCUUUAGAACAUGCCAUACCGUUUGAUAAGGAAGCGACUGUUUGCAAUGGCACGCAAUCCCACUAGCAUUUACUAAGCAAAACACGCUUAUCAAACUAAGGAAAAGUUUGUAAUAAUACACAAACCCGUUUAUAGAAAUGUGUCUUCAGCCGAUGCCUUCAUUUCAUCUAGCUUUUGGAAUAAUACCAGGCCAUGGAUCGGUGGAGCAUCGACGUGGAUCGGCUGAGGGGGUCAGAAUUAUUGUUUGCACCGGUGUCGUGUGGAGAAAGGUGGGCUUUGAUGACCAUUUAAUGCAAUAAUUAUCCAACGAUGACUAUAUACAGGCAAGCAAGCCCUCUGUUAGCAAUGCAUGCUUAUCAACGGGGACGCAGCCAGGAUAUAGGGGCUGUUUUUGUCACGUUUGCGUCAGAUAAAUCACCAACUCUUUCUUAAAAGUUUUGAGACGUUCUGGUAGGAAGAUAGCUGGCAUCAUCAUUGCGUGUGCGCGGCUAAGCGGUGUUGCGGCUGAGACUACCCAACCAGCACAAUUUUCUGUGCUGCCGUGAAUUGAGUGGAGUUGCAUCGCAGCGUUGAGUGAAUAUUUCAGUGAACAAGAGCUGCUGGAUUGUCGACCAGUCUGCAGGAUGGCAGGUCAAGAUGCGUGCACAGAGCUGCCUCCCUAUCUAAGGAUGACGACGAAUAAAUCCAACCUUCAACUGCCGGAGAGGCCCGGUCGCGCAAGCAUUAACUGUCGUUGCGCUCGAUGGUCAAACUGUUGGAAAGGAAGACAUCUGUCAGUCUCAAGAUAACCUUACAUUUCCAUCCUACUCGCAUGCAUAGGGCAAUUUUGGCUUGCUGGUUGAAUUU